GUUUUUUUUUUUUUUGACAAAGAAGAUUUUGUUAUCCAUAUCACUAUCACAAGCAAUAAAUGGUUGCCACAUCCUCAACUCAUAUGCCAAAUUAACCAGAAAAUUAAAAUUUUCCCUAUCCAAAUAUCUUAGCCACAUAUCCCAAAAAAAAAAAAAAAAAAAAAAAACUUCUAAUCUUUGUUUCCAAUUGACAAAUUAUUUGAUCAACAAUAAUAAUGGAAGCAGUAGUAGCUCAAUCUCUGUCCUACACAAAAAUUUCCAAGCCUUUAAUAAGAAAUUGCUCUACUUCAACUUCAAUUUCUCCCACAUUUUUACAAUGUGAAACUUCUGCCUUUUCUUAUCAAUCUGUUCAAAAUCUGGGUUUAAAAAGGCUAAAUUUACAAUGUGUUAGAAUCAUCAAUUCAUUCCCAAAAAAGAAAUUUGGAGUUGUAUAUGCUUCUAAAGGUGACACUUCUCCUGCUAAUGUUGUUCAGGGCUGGGUUCUUGAACCUGUAGGAGAUGGUGAUUGGAAACAUAUAGGUUUUAAGGUACCAAUGCCAGGAGCAUAUGAAAUUUUCUCUAGUGAUGAGAUGGUGAUUGGGAGAGAGCCUCAGAAAGCAGAUUUGGUAAUUCCUGUUGCCACAGUUGCAGUUUCUGGGAUGCAUGCUCGAAUUCAGAACAAAGAAGGAAGUCUCUACAUCAGUGACUUAGACAGCACAAAUGGAACUUACAUCAAUGAAAAGCGAGUACAACCCGGUUUUACAGCAGUCGUACCUCCUGGAAGCUUGCUCACAUUCGGGGAUACUCAUCUUGCAAUUUUUCGAGUUAUGAAGGUUGAAAAAACUCUAGAGAAAGAAGUAGAUGAAUCUGAAGAGAAAACAGAAAUUGAAGGCAAAGAAGCAGCUGCUCAACCAGAAGCUACAAACUGAGUUCUUGGUUAUGUGAAUUUAAUUGUAUUGUUAAGUGACACAUUAUAACCAAAAAUUCCCAGCUAGUAUAGUCCACCUUUUAUUAGGGGAUUUUGCUAUAAAAAAAUUGUAAUGGGUGCUAAUGUGCUAUAAUAUUUUUUCAGGAAAAAAAUAAUAAUUAAUACCAAAUAGAUUGUCUUA
Molecule: messenger RNA, 1088 nt
Organism: Chenopodium quinoa (quinoa)
Lineage: Eukaryota; Viridiplantae; Streptophyta; Magnoliopsida; Caryophyllales; Amaranthaceae
Exons: 5
Coding region: 216-908 (230 amino acids)
Molecular function (GO): mRNA binding; protein binding
Source: RefSeq, a predicted model, not a curated record